AUGUCAGGUCCAAUUAACACCUUUUCUACACCGGGUGUUUCCACGUCUACCCCGUCAAGCUCUACGUCAGGUCCAAUUAACACCUUUUCUACACCAGGUGUUUCCACGUCUACCCCUUCAAGCUCUACGUCAGGUCCAAUUAACACCUUUUCUACACCGGGUGUUUCCACGUCUACCCCUUCAAGCUCUACGUCAGGUCCAAUUAACACCUUUUCUACACCAGGUGUUUCCACGUCUACCCCUUCAAGCUCUACGUCAGAUCCAAUUAACACCUUUUCUACACCAGGUGUUUCCACGUCUACCCCUUCAAGCUCUACGUCAGGCCCAAUUAACACCUUUUCUACACCAGGUGUUUCCACGUUUACCCCUUCAAGCUCUACGUCAGGUCCAAUUAACACCUUUUCUACACCAGGUAUUUCCACGUCUACCCCUUCAAGCUCUACGUCAGGUCCAAUUAACACCUUUUCUACACUAGGUGUUUCUAAUUCCAUCUCUUCGAGCUCUACAUCUGGUCCUCAUACUGCCACUUCUUCCCCACCAUUUUCAACUUCUUCCACUUCUGGCUCCACCAUCCCUUUUACUACAUCAGCGAUUAAUCCAACUACAUCUGGAUCUUCUACAUCCAUCCAUGUUAGCAGUUCAUCUGGUUAUGCAUCUUCUGCAUCAGUCACUACUACCUGUACAUCUAAUCCUGUCAGUUCAACAUUUGUCCCAGAUUCAACCAACACUCCACAGUUUAGUAGCACACCUGACUUUACUACCACCACAACUGGCUCUUCAAUCUCUGAUCAUUCCACAACCCCAUUAGACCAUUCUACAACAAAGUCCACACAUCAUUCCCCCAGUCAUGCCAGCACAUUCAGUUCUUUCACUUCUACUUCUGUCAAAACUCGGACCUCUGGUUCUACAUCAACCGUUUUUACUACAACAGAUGGUACUUCCACCUCUUUAAGUGCUUUGCCAGAAUCUUUUACAACAACUUAUACACCUGGCACUUCAGCUGUCAUAACUGAACCAGAAUCAUCAGAUACACCUACAACAAUUAUUCCACUAACAACCACUGUUCCUGUGACUCCAACAUCGUUACAAAGAGCUACCACCACCACCCGUUCAAUAUCAAUUUUCCCAACAACUACUAAACCCCAAACUACUGUCACUCCACAAACAUCACCAACCUCUACAACUACCACCACAACCACUCUUACUACAAAGGUAUCAACUACAAACACCAUCACCACCACCCCAACAUUUACCACCAAAACUACGACAAAAAAGAAAAAAAAUGAGGAUGAAAAAGAACAGGAAAAAAAUCCUGAAACUCCAAGAAGUAGUCCUGUACCCCCUCCCAUCGUUCCCCCUCCCAUAGUACCCCCUCCCAUCGUACCCCCUCCCAUAGUAUCCCCUCCCAUAGUUCCCCCUCCCAUCAUACCCCCUCCCAUCAUACCCCCUCCCAUCGUACCCCCUCCCAUAGAACCCCCUCCCAUAGUACCCUCUCCCAUCACACCUUCUCGAAUUUUUCCCCCUCCCCUUCUAUCCCCUACAAUCAAUGCACUGACAUUUCCGAAGACCUCUGACCCCACUCCUAAAUAUUCCGCCAUUCCACUAACAACUGAACCCGAAUUAUCAGAUACAUCUUCAACAACUAUUCCACUAACCACCAGGGUUCCUGUGACCCCAACAUCUUUACAAACACCUACCACCACCACCCAUUUAACCACAACAUACCAAACAACUACUAAACCCCAAAUUGUUAUCACUCCACUAACAUCAACAGUUUCUACAAUAACCAAAAGUAAUGCUUUAACAACAAUCACAUCCACUACAAAGGUAUCAGCUACAGCCACCACCAACACCACCCCAAUCCCAACCUCUACUACCAACAACUACCAUCAUCACCCAUUUACCCAUGACUUUCCCAACAACAGUCCUGCCUCAUCUACAAUUUCUGCCACUUCUAGCACAGAUAAGGAAAAUGAUUUGACCCAUUCUUCUCCAGCUGCUGAUACAGUCACAGCCAUGGCUCAAACACCAGAAGAAAGUAGUUCUACUGAGUCUUUGCUACCCACUUUUGCAGUUUCUACAACGAGCCAUAGCACUCUAGGAAUUAGCUCCACUAAACUUCUUCCAGCUUCUUCUGUAGCUACAGUCACAACUCAACAAGUGGAAGAUGCUCCUUCUGCACAAUUAUAUUACCGUUACCAGACAGUCCUGGCCUAUUACAAAAUGUUGUACGAGUACCAGCAACGCGAAGAGACUCAGGAAUCUGCAUUUAGUUAG
This is a messenger RNA of Nothobranchius furzeri (turquoise killifish), 2277 nucleotides long. NCBI's taxonomy places the organism in Eukaryota, Metazoa, Chordata, Actinopteri, Cyprinodontiformes, Nothobranchiidae. The record is from RefSeq and is a predicted model, not a curated record.